Triticum dicoccoides is the source of this 2831-nucleotide messenger RNA. RefSeq names its product plant intracellular Ras-group-related LRR protein 4-like. The record is from RefSeq and is a predicted model, not a curated record. The transcript has 4 exons. The coding region runs from base 786 to 2498 and encodes 570 amino acids. Gene Ontology annotation, cellular component: cytoplasm. Gene Ontology annotation, molecular function: protein binding. Lineage: Eukaryota; Viridiplantae; Streptophyta; Magnoliopsida; Poales; Poaceae.
UUUUCUCUUCAAUUUCUCUCCAAGGAAAAUCAUGGGGGGGCAAAUGAAGUGAAGUGGAUCCAGUCGGGCGGUAUAAUAAUGCCGAGAUAGGCAUAGGAUAGCGCGCAGCAGCAGUAGCAGCCCCUCUCCCUCUCUCUCUCUCAUCCCCAGGCGAGAGGCAGGCUCCAAUGGAAGCCACGCCAUCGUGAAGAGUGGAGUUGGAGUUGUGCUGCCCAUUUCUCAUUUCCCCAGAGUCCCAAGAGACCAGGGCCACGCCAAGAAGAACCCACGGCAGACGGCGCCCAAUUCCCCGAUCCCGCCACCGCCCGCCGCGCGUGUCCGGCCGGCGAGCUCUUCUUGGCCUGGGUCGUUUCGUCUGUCCGUCGGUCGGAGCUCGGAAGGCAGGCAGGCAGGUAGGUGUCCAUUGUGAUCUGGGAAUUUGCCGGCCUGGCCUUGUUGGAUUUGGUUUACCGGGGCGUCCGCGAGAAAGUUGCGCGCUCUCCCUCUCUCUGCUUUUUCUCGCGGGGGGUCGAAGCUUUGAUCUGCGUCACACACCUGUUGUUCUUCUUAUCCUCAGGGCAUCCGAGGUGGAGGAGGGAGGGGCAGGCGGGCAGCGGACCACGGGCGGCACGUGACGAGCAGUUGGCGAUGGCGAGAAAGAGCAGCGGCGAGGGGCGGGCGCGCACAUAAAGAGCAGGCGCCUGCGGAGUGGAGAUCUGAAUUCUUGGGCUUUUGGGUGGAGCACCGCGCGCAGAGAGAGAGAGAGAGAGAGAGAGAGAGAGAGAGAGGGAAGCCGAGAGGGAGGAAUGGAGGCGGCGGCGGCGUUCGGCACGUUGGAGGGGGUGGUGGGGGAGAUCACGCGGCUGCACCGCUCGCUGCCGGCGCGGCCGACGCUGGACGACGUGGAGGCGGCGGAGGCGCUCGCGCGCGCCGCGGACCGGGAGGAGCGGGCGCGUCUCGACGCCGUCGAGGCGCUGCGGAGGUCGCCGCUCGUGCCCGAGGAGCUCUUCUACGUCGCCCAGGAGAUGCACCGCGCGCUCGCCGGCUUCCAGUGCCGGGAGCAGAAGCGCGACGUCACGCGGAUCCUCGAGCUCGACGCGCUGCACGCCCUCUUUGACGACCUCAUCCAGCGGGCGUCCCAGUGCGUGCCGUCCACCUCCACCGGCGCCGCGCCGCGCAUCACCUCCACCGCCGCCGCCGGUGCUGCGUCAUCCUCGUCGGCGGCCUCAUCAGCGGGACCGUUGCCUGCUGCGGGCCGCUCCUCUUUGGUCACCAACGGCUUCAGUGCGGAGAGGACUGUGGGCACGAGCAUGGGGCGUGUCUCCAUGGAUGACAGCUACGUCAAGAAGGCCAAGGCGCCAAUGUGGGACGGCGGACUCGUGGCAGCGAGUCCACGUAAACCGGGAGGAACUGCCGCCGCAAACGCCGCGGCCGUUGGACUGGAUGACAGUUACGGAGAUGAUAAGGAGAAAAUUAGCCUCAUUAAGCUAGCUAGCAUGAUUGAAGUGGCUGCGAAGAAAGGCGCUCGGGAACUCAACUUAAAAGGAAAACUCAUGGCCCAGAUUGAGUGGAUACCUGAUUCAAUUGGAAAGCUCACUGGGCUUGUUACCCUUGAUAUUUCGGAGAAUCGGCUUGUGGCUUUGCCACCAACAAUCGGGAAGCUUUCUUCUUUGACCAAGCUGGAUCUUCAUGCUAAUCGAAUAGCUCAACUCCCUGACUCAGUUGGGGAUCUUCGCAGCUUGAUUUGCCUCGAUCUGAGGGGAAAUCAGCUUACAUCACUGCCCUCUAGUAUUGGGAGGUUGGCGAAUCUUGAGGAGCUUGACGUGGGUGCAAACCAUAUUGUCUCACUACCUGAUUCAGUAGGAAGCCUCACACGAUUGAGGAAGUUACUGAUUGAGACAAAUGACCUUGAUGAGCUGCCUUACACAAUAGGUCAUUGUGUUUCACUGGUGGAAUUGCAGGCAGGCUAUAAUCACCUGAAGGCUCUUCCAGAGGCUGUUGGGAAGCUAGAAUCUCUAGAGAUCCUCUCUGUGAGGUACAACAAUAUCAGGAGCCUUCCAACUACAAUGGCAUCUCUCACUAAGCUGAAGGAGGUCGAUGCCAGCUUCAAUGAGCUUGAGUCGAUUCCAGAGAACUUUUGCUUUGUCACUUCUCUUGUUAAACUGAAUGUCGGGAACAACUUUGCUGACAUGCAAUCCCUGCCUCGCUCUAUUGGCAACCUUGAGAUGCUGGAGGAGUUGGAUAUAAGCAAUAAUCAGAUUAGGGUGCUUCCAGAUUCUUUUGGAAUGCUGCAGCAUCUCCGUGUGCUUCGUGCGGAAGAGAAUCCUCUACAGGUGCCACCAAGGGAGAUAGCUUUAAAGGGAGCUCAGGCUGCCGUCCAGUACAUGGCUGAAUAUGCUGCCAAGAAAACUACAAAGCCACAGCCAGCGAAGGCCAAGAAGAAUUGGGCUCAGUUCUGCUUCUUCUCCAGGCCCAACAAAAGAAAGCAUGACCGGAUAGACACUGACAUGAUCGAUUGAAGGAUGCCAGGUGGUGCGUGGCUUAUCCCAGAUCCUUAUGCCCGUGGCUCGGAGAAAUUUGUGGUGAAAUGAGUAAAGUCGACGAUCAGGACAUGGUGGUUUCUCUUCGUGUCGUUUGUAGAUUUUUUUUUUUGGCGAGAACUUGUUUGUAUCUGUCAAUGGUUUUAUGCGUUCUGAAUGAAUGGUGGUUCUUCCAACUAGGGUUUGAUUGUACCGUGUUGCUGGAGGCAAUGAGGAACGAAACAUUUUUUGCAUGCCUUGUUUCCUUCCAUUUGUAUGAAGCCCAGACUUGAGUUGUCAUAGCCGGUGAUUUAACCGAGCCUUAAUGGAAUA